This is a messenger RNA of Racocetra fulgida, 152 nucleotides long. NCBI's taxonomy places the organism in Eukaryota, Fungi, Glomeromycota, Glomeromycetes, Diversisporales, Gigasporaceae. The record is from the annotation of a GenBank genome assembly.
UCCUGCUCGUGCCUCCGCUACAAGUCCUGCUCGUGCCUCUGCUACAAGUCCUGCUCGUGCCGUUGCUACAAGUCCUAGUUGUGCCUCCACCACAAGUACUGGUCGUGCCCCCACCACAAGCCCUAGUUGUGCCUCUGCCACAAGUACUGGUC